AUGACAGGACACACAAGAGAGCUGAACCAUGAGAAUCAGAAAUUCAGUUCCCCAGUUUCCACCACUCAAAGGGAUAUCACCACCCCUAUAACAACUGUUCCCACAAUAAUUCUGUCCAAUCCCACUGCAUCAACUCCAUUUCUCAAUCCAACUUCAACCUCGGACACAUAUUCUCCGACCAUGGAAUCUCCCAAAAGAUCAUCUCCACCGUUGUCAGGGGCAAGUUGGUGCAUUGCUAGUCAAAGUGCAUCACAAACGGCAUUGCAAGUUGCUCUAGACUACGCAUGUGGCCAUGGUGGUACUGAUUGUUCAGCAAUUCAAACUGGUCAGAGAUGUUACAACCCAAACACCAUUCAUAAUCAUGCCUCCUACGCAUUCAAUAGCUACUAUCAGAAGAAUCCCGUUCCAAAUAGCUGUAACUUUGGUGGGACUGCUGUCAUUACUAGCACUGACCCAAGUACAAUGGCAUGUCAGUAUACAUCCACUAGGUAA
Cucurbita moschata (crookneck pumpkin) is the source of this 492-nucleotide messenger RNA. RefSeq names its product major pollen allergen Ole e 10-like. The transcript is spliced from 2 exons. The coding region runs from base 1 to 492 and encodes 163 amino acids. NCBI's taxonomy places the organism in Eukaryota, Viridiplantae, Streptophyta, Magnoliopsida, Cucurbitales, Cucurbitaceae. The record is from RefSeq and is a predicted model, not a curated record.